GGGAGGUGUGUGUGUGACAGUGAAGACCACUUAAUUCCACCGGAGGUCAUUCACAGAAAGUGAUUUACUGGAGCGCCUGCGCGGCAAAUCGUAACAGAGAGAAUGAGCAGACGAGUGGGCGACCUCAGCCCGAAGCAGGUGGACAUUUUAGCCGAGUUUCGGGACCGGAUUGAGGACGUUCUCCCAGACCUUCCCGCGCAGCAUGACCACUACCUGCUCCGCUGGCUCCGAGCCCGAAGCUUCAAUGUUCAGAAAGCAGAGGCAAUGCUUAGAAAGCAUCUGGAGUUCAGGAAACACAUGAAAGCAGACAGCAUCAUCGCUGACUGGAGGCCUCCUGAGGUGAUCGAACGGUAUGUGUCCGGGGGGAUGUGUGGGUACGACCUCGAGGGAAGUCCCAUCUGGUACGAUGUCAUUGGGCCCCUGGACCCCAAAGGUCUGCUGCUGUCCUGCACCAAACAGGACUUCAUGAGGACCAAGAUCAGAGACACAGAAAUGCUCCGCAGAGAGUGUCAGAAACAGACAGAGAAGUUGGGCGUUAAUGUGGAGACGAUAACCCUGAUCUAUGACUGUGAGGGACUGGGCCUGAAGCACCUGUGGAAGCCUGCUUUAGAGGCCUAUGGAGAGAUUCUUACCAUGUUUGAGGAGAACUAUCCUGAAGGACUCAAGAGGGUGUUUCUCAUCAAGACUCCUAAGCUAUUCCCGAUGGCCUACAACCUGGUCAAACACUUCCUGAGUGAAGAGACACGUCACAAGAUCAUCAUUCUGGGAUCUAACUGGCAGGAGGUGUUACUUAAGCACAUUGACCCGGAGCAACUCCCGGUGGCGUACGGAGGAACCCUUACUGACCCUGAUGGUGACCCUCGCUGUCGAACCAUGAUAAACUAUGGUGGUACGGUGCCCAGGUCGUACUAUGUUCAGGACAAUAUGGUCAAGGUCCAGUACGACAACAGUGUGACCAUCAGCCGAGGCUCCGCCUUCACACUGGAGUAUGACAUCACCACCCCCAGCAGCAUCCUCAGGUGGCAGUUUGCCAGUGAUGGGGCAGACAUAGGCUUUGGGGUGUUCAUGCGGACCCAGGAGGGGGGUGGGGCUCAGAAGGUGGGGGACAUGCUGCAGGUGGUGCCUAGUGAACGCUACAACUCACACAUGGUCCCAGAGGACCGCUCACUCACCUGCCACGAGCCUGGAACUUACGUGCUGCGUUUUGACAACACCUACAGCGUGCUGCAGUCGAAGAAGAUCAGCUAUACUGUCAAUGUUCUACUGCCGGACGGACAGACACAGAGCCCUAGGAGUAUCAGAGGGGGUGGACGGCUGGAGUAACACACACACACACACACACAAAACACACGUACUGACAGACAGACACAGAGCCCUAGGAGUAUCAGAGGGGGUGGACGGCUGGAGUAACACACACACACACACACACAAAACACACGUACUGACAGACAGACACAGAGCCCUAGGAGUAUCAGAGGGGGUGGACGGCUGGAGUAACACACACACACACACACACAAAACACACGUACUGACAGACAGACACAGAGCCCUAGGAGUAUCAGAGGGGGUGGACGGCUGGAGUAACACACACACACACACACACAAAACACACGUACUGACAGACAGACACAGAGCCCUAGGAGUGUCAGAGGGGGUGGACGGCUGGAGUAACACACACACACACACAAAACACACGUACUGACAGACAGACACAGAGCCCUAGGAGUGUCAGAGGGGGUGGACGGCUGGAGUAACACACACACACACACACAAAAACACACGUACUGACAGACAGACACAGAGCCCUAGGAGUGUCAGAGGGGGUGGACGGCUGGAGUAACACACACACACACACAAAACACACGUACUGACAGACAGACACAGAGCCCUAGGAGUGUCAGAGGGGGUGGACGGCUGGAGUAACACACACACACACACACACACACAAAAACACACGUACUGACAGACAGACACAGAGCCCUAGGAGUAUCAGAGGGGGUGGACGGCUGGAGUAACACACACACACACACACACAAAAACACACGUACUGACAGACAGACACAGAGCCCUAGGAGUAUCAGAGGGGGUGGACGGCUGGAGUAACACACACACACACACACAAAAACACACAUACUGACAGACAGACACAGAGCCCUAGGAGUGUCAGAGGGGGUGGACGGCUGGAGUAACACACACACACACACACAAAACACACGUACUGACAGACAGACACAGAGCCCUAGGAGUGUCAGAGGGGAUGGACGGCUGGAGUAACACACACACACACACAAAACACACGUACUGACAGACAGACACAGAGCCCUAGGAGUGUCAGAGGGGGUGGACGGCUGGAGUAACACACACACACACACAAAACACACGUACUGACAGACAGACACAGAGCCCUAGGAGUGUCAGAGGGGGUGGACGGCUGGAGUAACACACACACACACACACACACAAAACACACGUACUGACAGACAGACACAGAGCCCUAGGAGUAUCAGAGGGGGUGGACGGCUGGAGUAACACACACACACACACACACAAAACACACGUACUGACAGACAGACACAGAGCCCUAGGAGUGUCAGAGGGGUGGACGGCUGGAGUAACACACACACACACACACAAAACACACGUACUGACAGACAGACACAGAGCCCUAGGAGUGUCAGAGGGGUGGACGGCUGGAGUAACACACACACACACACAAAACACACGUACUGACAGACAGACAGACACAGAGCCCUAGGAGUGUCAGAGGGGUGGACGGCUGGAGUAACACACACACACACACACACACACACACACACACACACACACACACACACACACACACAAAAACACACGUACUGACAGACAGACACAGAGCCCUAGGAGUGUCAGAGGGGGUGGACGGCUGGAGUAACACACACACACACACACACACACAAAACACACGUACUGACAGACAGACACAGAGCCCUAGGAGUGUCAGAGGGGAUGGAAAGCUGGAGUAACACACACACACAACACACACGUACUGACAGACAGACACAGAGCCCUAGGAGUAUCAGAGGGGGUGGACGGCUGGAGUAACACACACACACACACACACACACAAAACACACGUACUGACAGACAGACACAGAGCCCUAGGAGUGUCAGAGGGGGUGGACGGCUGGAGUAACACACACACACACACACACACACAAAACACACGUACUGACAGACAGACACAGAGCCCUAGGAGUGUCAGAGGGGGUGGACGGCUGGAGUAACACACACACACACACACACACACACACACAAAAACACACGUACUGACAGACAGACACAGAGCCCUAGGAGUGUCAGAGGGGUGGACGGCUGGAGAAACACACACACACACACACACACACACAAAACACACGUACUGACAGACAGACACAGAGCCCUAGGAGUGUCAGAGGGGGUGGACGGCUGGAGUAACACACACACACACACACAAAACACACGUACUGACAGACAGACACAGAGCCCUAGGAGUGUCAGAGGGGGUGGACGGCUGGAGUAACACACACACACACACACACACACACACACACACACACACACACACACACACACACACACACACACACACACACACACACACACACACACACAAAACACACGUACUGACAGACAGACACAGAGCCCUAGGAGUGUCAGAGGGGAUGGAAAGCUGGAGUAACACACACACACAACACACACACACGUACUGACAGACAGACACAGAGCCCUAGGAGUAUCAGAGGGGGUGGACGGCUGGAGUAACACACACACACACACACACACACAAAACACACGUACUGACAGACAGACACAGAGCCCUAGGAGUGUCAGAGGGGAUGGAAAGCUGGAGUAACACACACACACACACACACACACACACACACACACACACACACGUACUGUCAGACAGACACAGAGCCCCAGGAGAGAGGGGCCAGACAUCUGGCAUCACACACAAACACAGGAAUAUGAGUUCUGGGGGAGUGAAGAUAGCAACGUAGAGUAUACAGUGCAGUUUAAACACCACUGUUCUCAGUUAUGAGCAUUAGCUAUUAUGACAGGACAUUUUCCAAUGCUUUUCUAGAAAAAAGGAUCUGUACAAGCAUUUUGUACAAGAGUCAUGUUAGGUUUGAGUUAGGACUAUACGUCUUUGUUUUAUAGUAUUAUGUGAAUGGAAUAGCGACAGUUUUCAGCACAGAAAAGACACUUUGUCAUAUAGGAUACAUUAGUUCAAUGUAAAAAGACAAACGGUGCAUGUGGAAGGAAUGAAGGAAUGAUUAUGAAGUGGAGCAAUGAAUAUAGUUUAGUGUUUUCACUAACGAUGCCUCAUUAACAGUUUCAUUAACAAUUGUAUUAAUUGACAGACGAUAGAUGGGCUACAUAUAUAGGUUGUUGUACUAUUAUAGCAACCCUAAAGAGAUGAUUCUUACACAAUGUUAAGAUGCACUCAUUGUCAAUAGAUCAGUCAUUCUAGAAAGGCUAUCUCUCAUAAUCGUAAAAUCUUUAUUUUCAAAAUGCAAGUUGAAUCCUGAAAAUGUUUAAGAUGUUUCUUGAUCAGAAUUAUGUUCAUAAUAUUCAACUUUUGUAGAAUCAUGACAUUUUAAAUGUUCUUGUACCAUGAUUAUUUUUUUGAAGAAUAAAUGUUAUUUGACUGCUCUAUUUUAAAA
Oncorhynchus keta (chum salmon) is the source of this 4685-nucleotide messenger RNA. It is a transcript of the gene sec14l7, whose product is annotated as SEC14-like lipid binding 7. Gene Ontology annotation, cellular component: cytoplasm. The coding region runs from base 103 to 1323 and encodes 406 amino acids. The record is from RefSeq and is a predicted model, not a curated record. The transcript has 12 exons. NCBI's taxonomy places the organism in Eukaryota, Metazoa, Chordata, Actinopteri, Salmoniformes, Salmonidae.